Fraxinus pennsylvanica is the source of this 303-nucleotide messenger RNA. Lineage: Eukaryota; Viridiplantae; Streptophyta; Magnoliopsida; Lamiales; Oleaceae. The record is from the annotation of a GenBank genome assembly.
AUGGUGACAUGGCCAGUCUUUGCAGAGCAGUUUUCCAAUGAGAAAUUGGUGACAGAUGUUUUGAGAAUUGGAGUUUCUGUUGGGAAUAAGCAAUGGAAGAGAACGGGAAGUGAAGGCAUUGAAAGGGAAGCCAUAGACACGGCAAUUCGACGCAUUAUGGAAGGAGAAGAAGGUGGAGAAAUGAGAAGACGAGCACAAGAAUAUAAAGAGAAGGCAAGAAAGGCUGUUGAAGAAGAUGGAUCUUCUUACACUGACUUGAGUGCUUUGUUUGAAGAAUUGAGUGCGAUCAAGGUUGGCCAGUGA